AUGAGUCAAAAGGCCGAGCAGAAAUGCUCCACGGACAGAGCAUUGCGCGUACGCGAGAGCCUGCGGUUGCAGUUGGGCGUGCUUGCGCGAACGAUACAUCUCGCGGGUAGCAUGCCAGCACCCCAGGCGAGCACGUGGUGGAGGCAGAGCCUCAUUGACAACCACAGUGGUAUAUACGUAUGGUGCAACCUUCCCUCGAACCACCUACAGUUAAGUCGAUCCGCGGGCGCCACCUGCAUGCUACAGCUGCGUGAGUACAAGAGCAGGAGUUCGACAUUCGCAGAACCUGCAACACGACAACACCCAUUGCAUAGUCCGCUUAGUAUGCCGAAAGCACAGUUGACAUUUACGACGACGUCCCCUCGGUUCCACCCGUACUCCCAGCAGUUGCGGCGUGCCUGGAAACGCGAAAUGCGACUGCGCGAAUCCCUGUCAAACUACCCAUUGUGGUUGCUUGAGAUGCUACAUCUCCUCAGUCGCUGUUAUAUUUAUGUGGGCAUAUUCGUCGUAGACCCCGAUGACUGGCCGGAUAUGUAG
Messenger RNA from Fomitopsis serialis, 537 nucleotides. RefSeq lists its product as uncharacterized. Lineage: Eukaryota; Fungi; Basidiomycota; Agaricomycetes; Polyporales; Fomitopsidaceae. The record is from RefSeq and is a predicted model, not a curated record. Bases 1 to 537 code for a protein of 178 amino acids. The transcript has 9 exons.